AUGCCGUCUUCGAGAAAAUUGUCGCCUUCGCCAGUGCCUGGUUCUUCAAAAACUCUGACCUCAGAAUUCUACAACAAAGCGAGCCCUAACUCUGUCGCAAUCCGAGAUACUAAUGGCGACACCACGUACGGUUUGCUCGCGUUCAGAGCCCAAACCACUGCUGCGUAUCUCAAAUGUAAUUUAAGGGAGAACACCAAACGCGUCAUCCUACUUUACACAAGAGAUGCUUCUGACGCUAUCACGGUACUUCUUGGCAUUAUGUCAUGCGGCUUACAUUGCAUUAUCCUUCAGGCUGAGAGACCUUUCGCAACUGAAUGCCUGGCCCGCAUUUGCCAAGCCUUCAAAACCGAGUACGUAGCGUAUACGUCAAAGGUUGAAACACCAAAAUACAUCAAAGGAGUACGAUUUAUCCAGAUCGGACCUGAGGAAUGGGAUACUAGAAGUGGCCAGCCAUUUCUAGACGAAGCUCGGCCAGAAGGCGCUGCUGUCAGUAUACACUACCUAACAAGUCAGGUAGCAAAAUCAACAAAAGUCGCGGCCCAUGUUGACGAAGUGGAAGACCUGCACCUGAAAGUCACGACGCAUGCAGAGUUUCUGAGCAAUGUUGGGCGAUUUGGGCAAGAUCUCUGCAUCAAGCCCGGUGAUAAUGUGUUGGUGCUCAACUGUCAAUUGGAGCUCUCCCUUCUAGCAGUAUUAGCCUGCCUAUGCCAUGGCGGAACCCUGGUUCUCCGUGAUGUGCAUCAUUACAAUGGAAUUAAUCAUAUCAAAGUUCUUGUGUGCAGUCCUGCCCUCUUAGCGACUUACCGUCGCGCCGAGUUUCCAGAACUGCACGCUCUGGCGACCGGCCCCGACAGUGAUGUAUCGACGGCCCUUAAGACUCUCUGGGAAGGCGAACAGGUGCACGUUUGCCUGUGGCAGUCUCGUCAACGCGCGCUCGUGAGAGACACCAACGGAGACUGCGACUCAGCCACAAAAUCCAUGAUGCAUGAGAGAGGCGUACUCUUUGCGGUAACAUUGAGCGUAUCGAACAAGUUACACAGCUUCAUCAUUUUAGAUGGCUACGUUGACCUACCAACGUUGAAGAACAGUCUCUUCGAGAACUGGCCACUACUCUACGGAAAGCUCGUCUUUCACGAACGACCCCAAGUGCGGAUCCUCUCUGACGGUUCUGCCGACAUUUCAGCACUCGAGCGCGAGGUUCGCCUAUCAGCUGGGGCUAUCCACGACACCGGUGUCAGCACUUUCUUUCGCCGGCUGCGCAUGGUACCUCUGGCGUCGGUGGUAAUUACAGUUACGAAUUUAACCCUGGUCCCAAUUGCGAUUCAGCAGACCAAGAGCGCAUACUCUCUUGCUGCUGCUAACAUUUGCCUAGCCAUGCUAUCGCAGCAGGAUGCCGCUGUCAGCUUUGCAUAUUUGCUGCUACGCCCAUGUAUGUGCGAUGGGGCGCUAGCAGGGUUUCUGCCACUGUGGGUAAAGCACCGAAUGGCGGACGUCUUCUGUGAUCGCACUAUGCUGCACGUAGCAUUGGGUGUCUGGGCCAUGUGCUGGUUACUAUGGUUUGCCAUUGCAAAAUCUGUUUCAAGAUGGGCUAGUGAGGACUCGGGCCCGGUCACGUCAUCGUUUGUCGCCGCCGUGGUUGUCUGGACGCUGUUGGUAGCCUACGUUGCAGUGAUGCUAGCCUCUGUGCAGCUGCUGAGGUAUUCCCGGUCGCGAGGCCAGAGCAGAGUCUUGCGCCACAUACACAAGUCAGGCAGCUUGGCCGUGUGGCUCAUGACGCUGGUGACUGCCGUGUUCCAGCGAAUCGUGAGUCGAGAGCAGGGGCUCUGGACACUUGGCCGUCGCAUUUUUGGCUCGGCGGAUGUCUGGGUGCUUCUUGUCCCGCUCAUCGGCCUGGGCAUCCCGUGGAUGACCUUGCGGAAGACGACAGCUUGCUAUCGGCGGCCCAUUGCUGAUCAUGAGUUGUGGGAGGUUCGCGGCCGCCGCGCGUUGUCCUUUGGCGCCCGGCGCUGGGUCACGGCAAGCAGCCCCUUGACAAGCAACUGGCAUUGCGCUGUUGCUAUUGCUUCCAAUGGUGACGGCCACGCUUGGACGGCUCUUGUAGGGCGUGAUUUUGCAGGACCCGGCCUGCAGCCAGCCCAACGCCACACCAUUUGGUUACAACAGCUCCCCAUACGUCGCGUGCUGAGUGCAACGCACUUCUUUCAGAGCGUUGUCAUACUUGCCAUCGGCAAGGCCAUCCUGGCCGUGGCCGGCACGACGCCGCGGUUCCUGGUCUGGUGGGCAGCGGAGCAGGAUCUUGCCAAACUUUCAAAGAAACUCGGCGCAAUGCAGGAGCUCCGCCAAGUGCCGCACCACGAAACCCCCGAAACGGUCGCACGAGAGGUUAUGGCAGAGGCAGAGUCUAGACAGGCGCAGGCCAUUUUCGUGGUCGGCGGCGACGUGGCAGUCCGUGGGGCCGUGAGCGCCCUACGCAUGCGCAGUCACUUGCCAGUGUAUGCGGACGUGUACGACAGCCAGGUAGGGGCCUAG
Molecule: messenger RNA, 2529 nt
Organism: Akanthomyces muscarius
Lineage: Eukaryota; Fungi; Ascomycota; Sordariomycetes; Hypocreales; Cordycipitaceae
Exons: 3
Coding region: 1-2529 (842 amino acids)
Source: RefSeq, a predicted model, not a curated record